AUGGCCCACUCAACGCGCUUCGCUGUUCUCGCAGUCGCCGCGCUCCUCCUCGCGCUGCUCCCCGAGCGGCAUGCGGCGCCCGCAGCCGCCGAUCUCUGCGCGCUCUCGGGCCUUCCGCCGAAGAAGCCCGUCGUUCCGCCGCACCGAUGCCCCGCGGCGGCGGAGCUGUCAUGCUGCGCGGACUGCGCGGACACGAAUCGCGCGCUGCAGCUCGUGUCGUCGACCCUCGACGAUGUCGCGCAACGGAUCGACCCCAAUAUCCCCUGCAGCGGCAUAAUAGAUCUCACCCCUAUGGUGUGCGACGCGUUUCAGCCGUACCCCCAGUGCAUGCUCAUGAUUGAAAAGAUAAUCUGCGGCGCCACGUGCAACCCAGGCGAGUGUUGCUUCAUCGCAUCGCGGUUAAUGAGAUAUUCAGGAACCUACGUAGUGAAGAAGGGGGGAGAGAUCAGUAUGACUGUCUGCCAGGAAUUCGCGAAUGCCGCCUACAAAGCAUGCAAGGACAUCGAAAUCCAGGGCGUGGCAAUGAAUCAGCUCAUCCCCGAUGUUCAAAACAUGAUGGUCUAUGUGACCAACUACUAUGCAAAUUUCAUGGGUAUUGAGAACUUCAGCAUCGCCAUCGGUACCCCGCGCCAACCUACACCCCCUGCUGCGAUCCCCUCGCCGUCGACCCCAAGUGUCCCCCGGGGGCUGUUGACAAAGUCGCGUACGCGCCUCUACAUCAACCGCACCAUUGAUUCUGCCACCUGCAUGUCGGGUGCUCCCCAGCCUGCCCCUGCCCCGUCCCCUCCUCGGGACGCUCCUGCUCCCCCUGCGCCUGGAGCUGCUGCGCCUGCACCCUCUCUGAUUUCUCCGGGUGCGCCUGCUCCCGCAGUGAUUGCUCCUGGUGCGCCGGCUCCUGCUCCGCCUGCACCCACUGCAGGUGUGCCAGGAGCGCCCAGUCCGCCUGCCUCGCCUAGCCCCACGCCUGCGAGCCCCUCAUUCCCUCCCCCUCCGCCCAAGGCUGGGGCUGGUUCCGCUGCUUCGGUGAUGUCGUUGGUGGCUCUGGCGGUUGGCGCUGCAGUGUUUGUGUAA
This is a messenger RNA of Closterium sp. NIES-65, 1071 nucleotides long. The record is from the annotation of a GenBank genome assembly. NCBI's taxonomy places the organism in Eukaryota, Viridiplantae, Streptophyta, Zygnematophyceae, Desmidiales, Closteriaceae.